AUGCAGAACACGCAGAAAACAAAUGGUAUCACGAAAACUGUCCAUACAGACAUUUAUGACCGACAAGAAAGUGUCGAGGUUGAGGAAACGGAAUUAGUUGAAGAAAGCACGGUUGGGCAAGUGAUUGUUGGCGAUGAUCAUGAAUACUAUCUAAUCCUGAAUUUAAAUGGACCUGAUGUUGAUGUCGAAAAAGUGGACAACGUUCAGAUCUUAAGAAACGAUGAUGGUACGGAGACAGUACUGCUAGAAAUAGAUGAACUUAAUGAAUCAGAACUUCCAUCUGACCACUACAGAAAACAAAAUGAUUAUCAUGGUGUGGAGGUCGUGGAUAUUGAUAAACAUGGUAAAAUUAUGCAGCAGUUGUUCGGCAACCCAGCUGGCAGUGAUCCAUAUCAGUUGGGAAGAUAUAGAAGAAAUCGUGUGUACGGUACUUAUUCAUGCCCGGAAUGCGAUCAAACUUUUAUCAAUACUGCUAGGCUGGAAAGACAUUUAGCAGUUCAUCAGAUCUCUGGUUCAUUUCAAUGUCCACUAUGUCAGAAAGUUUACAAAUAUGAGUAUAAUUUGUUUUAUCACUGGCGUCGGACAUGUCAUGAACUCAGCGAACUAAUACCGGCUGAAAGAAGAAAGACAAUGGAUGUUAACGUUUUACGAUCCAUGGUAUUAAAAUUUGCAAGAAAAAAGGCUGAUGAAGCCCCACCACCUGUGAUGAAAAUAGGUAUUAAUCCAAACCUGCUCUUUAAAUCAGACACAUUUGGUCUCAUCGAUAUGCAAGCUCCUCUAAGUACUCAAAGUGUAUAUUCUGGUGUUCCAUGCAAACAGUGUGGUGUGAAAAUAUCCAACUCUGUGAUUCAAUGGCAUGUUGCUAUGCAUCGCGGUAUUAUUCCCGUGGAUGCACGGAGCGGCAGCGGUGAACAUUUUUGUAGCCUCUGCGGACAAAUGUUUCGUCAACAUUACAGUUUAAUUAAACACUGGCGAAGUAGUUGCACAGAGAUACAGGCACGCCUUUCGAAUGCUCGAGAUAUAUCUAUGGAUGACGAGACACUGAAGGAUAUGGUAACGGAUAUAAUGCGCGAAUUAGGAGAAGAAUAUUCUCAACGAUUUGGUGGCAUUUCACACGAUGAUGAUGGCGAAGGAGUAUCAGCUCAGGAUUUGUUUCUUUCUGCAGAUAAGGACAAGGACUUAUCGGUCGUUGAUUAUCAACAGGAUGCACUUACUAAUCGUUACUCAUCUCAUGAAAUGUUAACGCAUUUAGAAGCUGGUGAUGAAGCGGAGAUAAUUAACCAUGAUGAACAUGGUGUUCCAUGGAGUUAUUUAGAUCAGACUGCUGGAGAUGCUGCAAGUACUAGUGAGCCAAAUCCAGUGCGUACAAAAUGGUCUUCCACUCAUGGCAUGGUGCAGUGUUCGGUAUGCUCCCGCACUUUCGUUAAUAUGGCAAGAUUAGAGAGACAUAUUGCGGGUUUUCAUGCCACUACUGGAUCACAUCCAUGUGUGCUUUGUGGUAAUCGUUUCAAAUACGACUAUAAUCUUCUUUCACAUUAUCGUCGUUCUUGUCCAUAUACGAAGUUAUACAUUGAUUUAGAAAAAAGGGAGCAGUUUGAUGCUCUUGCAUUGCGUCGUGCGGUACGAGCACUGGCACAAAGAAAUUUACAGUUAUCAUCUGCGCAGAAAAAAAUGAUUGCUAAUAAGCGGGAAAUUCCGGAUAACUCACCUGCAUCUUUUCCUCAUUUUCGUACAAGGCCACCGUUUGAACUAUUGGUUAUGCGGCCGGAUUUACCGAAUGGAAAAUCAUGUCCUGUUUGUGGAGUGGUAUUUUACGGUGAACGCGCUGUUGAGCGUCACGUAAAAGCCGUUCAUCCUUCAGAAGUACGUCAUCAUAUUCAAAAUGAUACAGCUACAAAGAAAGAUACAGAAACAGCUACAUCUACAAAACAACGCUGUACAGAAACCCGAGAGAAAUCGGGGAGUACAUUGAAGCAGGCAGAUGAUAGUGAUAACGUUGAGCCUCCUCCGACACUUGCACCCGAAGUACCUGUUCAAGAGCCAGUAGUUACAUCAGAACCUAUCAUUCGUCGUGUUUGUCGUAUUGAAGAGGAUGCUGAUGGAAAUCAGAUAUUCAUCGAUGAAAACGGGGAAGUUAUCGAAUUAGGAGAAGAUGAGGAGGUGCAAAUUCAAUUUGAUGAUAUCGAAAGCGUUCAGCAUCUUUUUGAAACUGGUCAACUUACUAUAGCGAAUGAUGAGCAAGCAAUUAUUUUGGAAGGAAAUUUAAAUGAUUCGAAAUAUUGCUAUAAUGUAAGUUACGGUGACAGUAACAGUUCGAUUUUACCGACUAGUGGUACACGUUUUGUGGAAGGUGAAAAAGUAGCUGAUGAGCGCAGCAAACGAGCACGAAAACAAGAGUUUGAAGGAAAUCAACAACAUUAUGGGUGUUAUUUUGUGAUCCAUAAAGAAUGUGAAACAGAUAUGAAGAGAAGGCUUUGGAAAAGAACAUAUGCAUUACAUUGA
This is a messenger RNA of Brugia pahangi, 2502 nucleotides long. The record is from the annotation of a GenBank genome assembly. NCBI's taxonomy places the organism in Eukaryota, Metazoa, Nematoda, Chromadorea, Rhabditida, Onchocercidae.